AUGCCUUCCUACCUCAUCACCGGAGCCUCCCGAGGAAUUGGCCUCGCCUUCCUCGACAACAUCUCCAGCAACCCCAACAACGUCGUCAUCGGCCUUGUCCGCAACGUAGCUGCCUCCGAAGCCAAGGUCGCCUCUUGGAACAGAAGCAACAUCCACUUCGUUCAGGGCGAUCUCGAGAACUACGAGUCGCUCAAGAGCGCCGCCGCUGCUACAGCCAAAAUCACCGGUGGAAGCCUUGACUACCUAAUCGCAAAUGCCGGUCUGGUGGAGGGAGGCUUCGACUCUUUCUCCAUUCUCGGAAAUGACCCGGAGAAACUCACAGCCAGUCUCACUCGCCAGUUCAACGUCAAUGUCACAGGCAACAUCCACCUCUUCAACCUUUUCAUGCCGCUCAUUCUCAAGGGACCUGUCAAAAAGGUCGUCACCAUCUCAAGUGGUAUGGGCGACAUGGAGCUAGUGCGCAGGUACAACAUUUCCGAGGACGCACCCUACUCCAUCAGCAAAGCGGCAGUCAGCAUGGCGGUUGCGAAGUUUAGCGCUGAAUACGCCAAAGACGGAGUCUUGUUCUUGGCCAUGUCUCCUGGGGUUGUGGGCACGGAUGUCUACGCCGAUCUUUCGGAAGAAGACCAGCAAAAGCUUGGAAUCAUGUCGCAGAAGUUUGCGGCAUACGCACCCGACUUCAAGGGCCCCAUUACGCCAGAAGAGUCAGUUAAGGCUGUGCUGAGCAUUGUUGAAGCCUCCAGCGUUGCCAGAGGAGAUGGUGGUGCUUUCUACUCUCACCUUGGAAAGGGUGAGAAGUGGCUAUGA
Alternaria ventricosa is the source of this 807-nucleotide messenger RNA. RefSeq lists its product as uncharacterized. The transcript has a single exon. The record is from RefSeq and is a predicted model, not a curated record. Lineage: Eukaryota; Fungi; Ascomycota; Dothideomycetes; Pleosporales; Pleosporaceae. The coding region runs from base 1 to 807 and encodes 268 amino acids. Gene Ontology annotation, molecular function: oxidoreductase activity, acting on the CH-OH group of donors, NAD or NADP as acceptor.